AUGGAGAGGACGAGGUUGAGGAAGUUGAGGAGGGUGAGGACGGCGGAGUGGAUUGGUGGGCUGGGGGAGGGGCAUGCGGAGGGUGAGAGGAAGGAGGGUGGGAGAGGGGGGGCUGGGGAGAAGGAGGAGAAGGAGGAGGGUGGUGAGGAGGAGAAGGUUGAUGUGGGGGAUGGGGAAGAGAAGUUGGAGGAGGGCGGUGAGGAAGAGAAGGCAGACGUGGGAGAUGGGGAAGAGAUGGAGACACACGAGGAAGCGGAGUCAGACUCUGAGACAAGUUCCGAAACAGUAAAGGAGAAGGUCUGGAAGGGGAAGGAGAGGGCGGUAGAGCAGGACUCGGAAGGUUCGUGUUCUAGUUGCCUGGAGGCGCAGGGGAAGAUAGAGGAGCAAGAAGGCGAUGUCCUAAAAGAGUGCAAGAGAGAGCAGAAUGACGAAGACGACGAUGAAGACAAUGAUGAAGGCGAUGAUGAAGACGAUGAUGAAGACAAUGAUGAAUUGUCACAGACAGGCUCAGACAAAGAUCCUGAAUGGGUAAAGAGCUGGAAACAGGUCGUGAUGGCGUCUAGAGCUCAGGUUGGCAGUCCUGCACAUAGGGCAGCCGAGCAACGGCUCUCUGGUACUAGGCUCUCGUAUCGUAGCGAGGACCAGAUUAAAGCUUUGCGGCCUAGAUCACAUUGA
Molecule: messenger RNA, 675 nt
Organism: Alternaria novae-zelandiae
Lineage: Eukaryota; Fungi; Ascomycota; Dothideomycetes; Pleosporales; Pleosporaceae
Exons: 2
Coding region: 1-675 (224 amino acids)
Source: RefSeq, a predicted model, not a curated record